UGUGAGAGGAGCUUCGCCCCUGUGUACAGCAGCGCUCCCGCGAGACUCAUUGCACCGACUGCAGCGCGAGUCAUCCCCUCUCCAGUGACAGUCAGUCCUGUCGGCGAGCGGAACCGACGAACCCGGCGACCAUGAAGAAGGUGCAGGCGGACGGAGAGAGGAGGCUCGGCGAGUGCGGGCGGGCGGCUGUCUUACUCCUUGUGCUCGGUUGUUUUCAUUCUGCAUCCUCUGUUCCGUUUGAAGUGAAAGAAGGAAAUAACACCUGCAUAAUUGCUGACAUUUUUAUCAAUUUUACAGUGGAAUACACUGCUCUCGGUAAACAGGAAAAAGCUGCGUUUGACCUGCCAUCAAAUGCAGAAGUGGAUUCAAGAAGCACUUGUGGCACAGAAAACGGCACAGCCCCGGUUUUAGCCAUCAGCUUCCGAAAUCACUCCCUGACCAUUAAUUUCACAAAAACGGCGUCAAGCUAUCAAGUUGCAGAAAUAGUAUUUGCUUACAACUUGUCAGACAAGAAUAUUUUCCCUAAUGCUACUGAAAAUGUGACAAAAGAAGUUUCCUCAAACAACUCUGCCAUAUCUGCUGAGAUGAACACUUUCUAUAGAUGUUUUCAUCCACACCUCAUCACUAUGGGAUCUGUCAAUGCAACCUUUCAUGAUGUAAAGAUUGAAGCUUUUUUAAAGCAAAAUACGUAUAGUAAAAAGGACACUUUGUGCAGCGAGGAUGUUGUCCCUACUUCACCACCUACGACUGCAGCACCGACAAGUGCACCGUUUGUACCAACGCCCCCCCCAGUGGGGGAUUACACGGUUAACGGGACAUCUGGACCUUGCAUACUAGCGAAAAUGGGCUUGCAGCUUAACGUCACCUACACUAAACAGGAUGACAAGGAUGCCCUGUAUGUUUUCAAUAUUGAUCGAAACAAUUUUAACGUGAGUGGAAGCUGUGGAAAUACUUCAGCAAUCAUAUUAUUGUCAUCUGAUGCUGUGCAGCUCUCCCUUCAGUUUGCAUUGAAUUCCAGUGCCGGUAAAUAUUACCUUAGCGGUGUAGCAGCGAACACAACCCUGCCGGCAGAUUCAAAAGUUCCCAAGCUUGGAGUGGCAAAUAAUAGCCUGACGUACUUUCAGACUACAGCCCGUAAAUCCUACAGGUGCAAUGCUAAACAAGCUCUUGAAAUCACGAGCAAAUUCACACUGAACACCUACAACGUUCAAAUUCAGCCUUUUGACGUGAGCGGAAAUGCAUUUGGACCUGCUGUGGAGUGUGCUCUGGAUGAGAAUAGCAUGCUGGUGCCGAUUGUGGUUGGUGCUGCCCUGGCUGGACUUGUUCUGAUUGUACUGAUCGCCUAUCUCGUCGGAAGGAAGAGAAGUCAUGCUGGAUAUCAAACAAUAUAAUUGAUACCCCACCCAUUGUAAAUUUCCCAUUAUAUCAACAAGAAGAUUGCUGUGAACAGGCAUUUUUGAUUAGGGAUACUAAUCUGUGUGAGCACAACGUCACACAAACCGCUUAAUAAGAUAUUCUGUUAUUUUAAUGUGUUUCUGCAUAUGUUGACUAUGCACUGAGAUCUUUAAUUGAAAUUAUGAUGCUCAAAA
Spea bombifrons (plains spadefoot toad) is the source of this 1589-nucleotide messenger RNA. It is a transcript of the gene LAMP1, whose product is annotated as lysosomal associated membrane protein 1. Lineage: Eukaryota; Metazoa; Chordata; Amphibia; Anura; Pelobatidae. The record is from RefSeq and is a predicted model, not a curated record. The coding region runs from base 132 to 1391 and encodes 419 amino acids. Gene Ontology annotation, cellular component: membrane. The transcript is spliced from 9 exons.